ACGCAUUUGAAAUAGAAAAUGAUCGCCACUACUGACGAAGUGCAUUCGAGAAAGGCGAUUUGAUUGGAAAUAAAGCAAAAUUUUGCCUGUAUAUAUAACCAAAAUUUUGGAGAAAAUUGCGAAAAAUGAAGGAUUGUCCGAUUAUGCGAUUGAAUUGAAUCCCGGUUCAAAUCAUGGUGAUAAUUUUUUGGGUGAAUUGAUUGCAAUUUCACUUUCUGGAACUAAAUUUGAAAAUGGCUUGGCCCAGAAAUGUGAAAUGAAAUUACUUUGCAAACGGCCACCAACGAAUAAAACGCGCCUGGAACAUUUUAAAUCAAAUAUUGUGUUUGAACGUGAAAUUUACAUAUAUUCAAAAUUGUUGCCGGCUUUCGUUCGAUUUCAGCAAGAGAAGGGACUGUGUGAUUUGCAAUGAAGGAUCAAAGACCAAACGAAUUUAAAGAAUUUGAACAGUUGAAGGUCACCUUCGGCGAAUUUUUAAUACACGGAAAAAUUAAACUAUUUUUGGAUGAAUCAUGUUCGAGAGCUGCAGAUGUACUAACGAAUUCAGAGCACAAAAAACUCAUGCAAAAUUUCUGUAAUACUUUUGUCGACGCGCAUGAUAAUUGUGUAUUUGACAAAGAAUUUGCUGUAAUAACACAUGGAGAUUUAUGGUGUAACAAUCUUCUCUUCCGAUACGAUGAUUUAAAUUAUUCAUAUCAUAGCUGGUUCCAAGGAUAUUAACAGUGUGGAUGAUUGGAGCUAAAAACUUGAUAAUGGUGACACUUUUAAAUGCAUUCGAUGAGAAAACAAACAACAUAUACAGAGCGAGAAUAAAUGGCUUAGUCGAGGACUGCACCAAAGAAUGAGAACAUGCAUGCAACGCCCUCAUAAAAUUUCAUAAUUCCUUUGUGAUGUUUUGGUAGCAUUGUUUAUAAUUUCAAUGCAAUCUUGGAAUUUGAGAUCAAAUAAUUGUCAAUUUUGCAAAUAUACAAUGAUACUUUUUUCAUUGAAUAAUAAAAAUGAUUCAGCAGUGAUUAGACUGGUGCUAACGCAAUUUUGUGUAU
Molecule: messenger RNA, 1043 nt
Organism: Contarinia nasturtii (swede midge)
Lineage: Eukaryota; Metazoa; Arthropoda; Insecta; Diptera; Cecidomyiidae
Exons: 3
Coding region: 409-720 (103 amino acids)
Source: RefSeq, a predicted model, not a curated record